AGGAUGUGGCUCCCUAUUUGAAAGAGAAAGGUCAGAUUGUAUCCUUUGUGCUUGGGCUGGAGUGUGUUGCUGAACACCAAGACUUUCAAGAUGGUCCUUGUCAGCAUCCUUAGAUUCCUCCUCUUUUGGGGACUGGUGCUUUUUAUGGAACACGGUGUCCAAAUGGCAAAGGCAGGGAAGCCCUCUCUUGCCCUCCUAGCCGAGGCCCCUACCUUGCCCUUGAUUUGGGAACUGCUAGAAGAAGCCCCUGUCAAGCAACAGAGGAAGCCACAUGUCCUAGGGCAUCCCCUGAGGUACAUGCUAGAGUUGUACCAACGUUCGGCUGACACACAUGGACACCCUAGGGAGAACCGCACCAUUGGGGCCACCAUGGUGAGGCUGGUCAGACCCUUGCUCAACAUAGCAAGGCCUCUAAGAGGUCCCUGGCAUAUGCAGACUCUGGACUUUCCUUUGAGAUCCAGCCGGGUAGCAUACCAACUAGUCAGAGCCACUGUGGUCUAUCGCCAUCAACUCCACCUCAAUCACCUUCAUCUCUCCUGCCAUGUGGAGCCCUGGGUCCAGAAAAGCCAGACCUAUAGUUUUCUUCCUUCAAGAAGAGGUUCCUCAAAGCCUUCCAUGCUGUCUGAGACUUGGACAGAGAUGGAUAUCACACAACACAUUCAGCAGAGGCUCUGGAAUCACAAGGGGCGCAGGAUUCUACGGCUCAACUUCAUGUGUCAACCACAAAAAGGUAGUAAAGUUCUUGAGCUCCGCUGGCAUGGCACUUCCUCUUUGGAUACUGCUUUCUUGGUACUCUAUUUCAAUGACACUCAUAAAAGUGUUCGGAAUAUCAAAGUUCUCCCCAGAGAUCCCAAGGAGUUCAUGAACAAUGAUUCUUCUCUUCUUUUGAGGAGGACCCGACAAGCAGGCAGUAUGAGGUCUGAAGUGCCCCUUCCCUCCUGGGAGCAUGGUGGACCUGAAAGUACUCAGUGCUCCCUCCACCCUUUCCAAGUCAGUUUCCAUCAGCUGGGCUGGGAUCACUGGAUAAUUGCUCCCCAUCUCUAUACCCCAAACUACUGUAAAGGAACCUGCCCACGGGUACUACGCUAUGGUCUUAAUUCUCCCAAUCAUGCAAUCAUCCAGAACCUUGUCAAUGAGCUGGUAGACCAAAGUGUUCCUCAGCCCUCCUGUGUUCCUUAUAAGUAUGUUCCCAUUAGCAUCCUUCUGGUUGAUGCAAAUGGCAGUAUCUUAUACAAGGAGUAUGAAGAUAUGAUUGCCCAGUCCUGCACAUGUAGGUAAAAACAAAGGUAUCACAAGAAAUCAGGGAAAGGCUUAAACAAAACAAAUAAUCAGUAUUAAAGUGACCCUUGGCCCAAUCUAUGUAUUCUAUCCAUUGUCUUACAUGUUAUUUAA
This is a messenger RNA of Erinaceus europaeus (western European hedgehog), 1392 nucleotides long. It is a transcript of the gene BMP15, whose product is annotated as bone morphogenetic protein 15. Gene Ontology annotation, cellular component: extracellular region. The record is from RefSeq and is a predicted model, not a curated record. Bases 91 to 1278 code for a protein of 395 amino acids. Gene Ontology annotation, molecular function: growth factor activity; cytokine activity. The transcript has 2 exons. Gene Ontology annotation, biological process: BMP signaling pathway; SMAD protein signal transduction. NCBI's taxonomy places the organism in Eukaryota, Metazoa, Chordata, Mammalia, Eulipotyphla, Erinaceidae.